This is a messenger RNA of Cucurbitaria berberidis CBS 394.84, 1023 nucleotides long. Its product is annotated as glycosyltransferase family 34 protein. The coding region runs from base 1 to 1023 and encodes 340 amino acids. Gene Ontology annotation, molecular function: glycosyltransferase activity. Gene Ontology annotation, biological process: protein N-linked glycosylation. NCBI's taxonomy places the organism in Eukaryota, Fungi, Ascomycota, Dothideomycetes, Pleosporales, Cucurbitariaceae. Gene Ontology annotation, cellular component: Golgi membrane. The transcript is spliced from 2 exons. The record is from RefSeq and is a predicted model, not a curated record.
AUGGAGAGCCUUGUUGGAGGAGAAGGCUCGCUAAAAGACCUAUCUGUACCAUAUACACGGCCACAUGCUCGGCCGAUACCACAAUUCCUUGCUCACGGUGACUCGAAAUGCCUUCCGAAAGUUUCGCAGGAACUCGUCGAACACUCCGCGUUCAAGCACGCUACCUGCCGCAAGUACUCGCCAUUCAUAACGGGACGAGCACGCAUCGCGACAGCCACGGCGCACUUCGGUGAGCCUAAUCCACACUAUCAGAAAGCACUUGAGAAUCAUCUUCUCCAUUCUCUGAUCCACGGGACCGAAGUUAGGGUGAUGUGCGACCCCAUUGUCGACUCCCUGUGGAACAAGCCAGCCUUUAUCCUCGAACUGCUACUGCGCGAGAUGCUCAAGCCAGAAAAAGAGCGUCUAGAGUGGAUCCAAUGGGUCGACCGCGACACUCUGAUCCUCGACCAUUGCCGCCCGAUAUCAAGUUUCCUGCCACCGGAGCAGUCGCGCUUUGGAACAUGGUGGCACCCCUCCAGCAACGACCAGAACCAGCCAGACAAACCAGACAACACAACCCACCUACUAGUCACCAGCGACGUGAACGGCCUCAACAACGGCGUCUUCCUCCUGCGCGUAAACCACUGGGCAAUCGACCUCUUCACCGCCAUCCUUGCGUUUCGCCACUACAAGCCAGACGUCGAACUCCGGUUUACCGAGCAGUCGGCCAUGGAACACGUCCUUCGAACAGACCACUUCAAGCACCAAAUCCGCUUUGUGCCGCAGAGCUGGUUCAACGCGUAUGACCGGGGUGGCGCAGAGCUAUUUGCUACGAGAGAGAACGAAGAAGGGUUGCAGGCGGACCAUGUCAGAAGAGGAGAUUACUUGGUGCAUUUUGCAGGUCAUGGGAAUAAAGGGCAGGUGAUUGAGGAGUGGGUUGGCGUCUUGGGUAAUAUGGAGGAUGUUUGGGAGAAGGGAAGUGUGCAGCGGGAUGUUAGUCGGGAGGUUGCGGAGUUUUGGAGGGGACUGGGGUAUGGGACGUGA